CACACGCUUCCCCGCGUCUAUCUCUCUCUCUCCCUCCUCCCACUUACACAUUUAUAUCUUCUCGACAACGACACUACCAAGAAACCCAACAAUGGAAUCCCAAAACACCCUCCUCCUUCCUCUCUCUACCCUCUUCAUCUCCCUCGCUCUCCUCACCCUCACCUCCGCCGACGACGCCGCCGUGAUGAGCAAGUUCGCCACCACCCUCUCCACUCCCCCCUCCGACUGGACCGGCACGAACCCCUGCACCUGGUCCGGCAUCAACUGCGACACCUCCAACCGCGUCACCGCCAUCAACCUCCCCUCCAAAUCCCUCUCCGGCUCUCUCCCCUCCACUCUCAACCAGCUGUCCAACCUCCAAUCCAUCUCACUCCAGCGCAACUCCCUCUCCGGCCCCUUACCCACCUUCGCAAAUCUCUCUUCCCUCCAACAAGUCUUUCUCGACGCCAACAACUUCACUUCCAUUCCCUCCGAUUUCUUCUCCGGCCUCACCAAUUUACAGACUAUGAGUCUCAGUGACAACAUAAAUCUAGAUCCGUGGACUAUUCCCUCAGAUCUCGUUCAGUCGAGUAGUUUGGGAAAUUUCUCCGCUAGCAACGCAAAUAUUGUGGGUUCGAUUCCGGAUAUUUUCAAUUCGUUUCCUAAUUUGCAGAACCUUCGACUCUCUUAUAACAAUCUUAAUGGCUCAUUACCUUCAACUUUUAGGGGUUCGGAGAUUACCAAUUUGUGGCUUAACAAUCAGGUACAUGGUUUUUCUGGGACUAUUGAUGUGUUGUCUUCGAUGACCCAGCUUUACCAAGUGUGGCUUCACGGGAAUUCCUUCACGGGUCCGAUUCCAGAUUUGUCGAAAUGCACCAAUGUCUUCGAUUUGCAGCUCCGGGACAACCAAUUCACUGGAGUUUUGCCUCCGUCGUUGAUGGGUCUUCCUAAACUUGCUAACAUUUCUUUGCAGAACAACAAAUUGCAAGGUCCUAUGCCAACGUUUCGUCCUGGAGUGACUGUUUCGCUCGGGUUAACAAAUAGCUUCUGCAAGAGCACUCCAGGGCCUUGUGAUCCACAGGUCACUGCUCUUCUUGCUGUUGCUGGGGCUCUUGGGUAUCCUUCAACUCUUGCUCAGUCUUGGCAAGGCAAUAGUGCUUGUUCUGGAUGGACUUUCAUUACCUGUGAUUCGCAGAGCAAUGUUAUAAUUGUCAAUUUUGGGAAGCAACACUUCUCGGGUUCGAUCUCACCCGCCUUUGCGAAUCUAACCUCAUUGAAGAGUUUGUAUUUGAAUGAUAACAAUCUCACGGGUUCAAUUCCUGAUGUCUUGACAACUCUGCCUCAGCUUCAGGUUCUUGAUGUGUCAAACAACAAUCUUAGUGGACCAAUACCGGUUUUUCAAUCAACUGUGAAGUUUAGUUCCCCUGGCAAUCUGUUUCUUGGGAAGAACAUUACCACUGGAAGUGGAGGAAAUGGUGGACCUUCUGGGUCUGGAUCGAAUUCGACCACACCCGGUGGAAGUCCUUCGGGGACAUCAAAUGGGUCUUCUUCUGUAUCGGCAGGUAUGAUUGCUGGUGUGGUUAUUGCUGUUGUGGUGUUUGUUGGGGUUAUGUUGUUUGUAUCUUACAAAUGCUAUGUCAAGAAACGACAUCAGAGAUUUGGGAGAGUCGAUGGUUCUGAAAAAGGGUCAGAAAUGGUUAAGUCUGCGGUAGUGAGUGUUGCGAAUGGGUACGGUGGUGUCCCGAGUGAAUUACAGAGUCAGAGCAGUGGUGAUCAUGGUGACAUGCCCAUCUUUGAAGGUGGGAAUGUUGCAAUUUCGAUCCAAGUACUUCGUCAAGUAACUGACAACUUUAGUGAAGAAAAUGUGUUAGGCAGAGGAGGAUUUGGAAUUGUUUACAAAGGGGUGUUGCAUGAUGGGACUAUAAUUGCUGUGAAGAGGAUGGAAUCUGGGGCAAUGGGUACCAAAGGAAUGAAUGAGUUUCAAGCUGAAAUUGCAGUGUUAACAAAAGUUAGGCAUAGACAUUUGGUUGCUCUUCUAGGGUACUGUAUCAAUGGCAAUGAGAGACUUUUGGUAUAUGAGUACAUGCCGCAGGGGACUUUGGCCCAGCAUUUAUUUGAGUGGCGCGAACUUGGGUACUCUCCUCUUACUUGGAAGCAGAGGGUGACAAUAGCAUUGGAUAUGGCUAGAGGGGUUGAGUAUUUACAUGGCUUAGCACAACAGAGCUUCAUUCAUAGAGAUUUAAAACCAUCUAACAUUCUUCUUGGGGAUGACAUGAGAGCCAAGGUUGCCGAUUUUGGUUUGGUAAAGAAUGCACCCGAUGGAAAGUAUUCUCUUGAGACGCGGUUGGCUGGAACAUUUGGGUAUCUUGCACCUGAGUAUGCUGCUACGGGAAGAGUGACUACAAAAGUGGAUGUGUAUGCAUUCGGCGUCGUUUUGAUGGAGAUCAUUACAGGAAGAAAGGCACUAGAUGAGACAGUGCCAGACGAGAGGGCUCAUUUAGUCACCUGGUUCCGAAGAGUCCUAAUCAACAAGGAAAACAUUCACAAGGCUAUCGACCAAACUCUUGACCCCGAUGAAGAGACUUUCGAGAGCAUUAGCAAGGUCGCUGAGCUGGCAGGUCACUGUACUGCUCGUGAGCCAUUUCAAAGACCUGAUAUGGGCCACGCUGUUAACGUGUUGGGUCCUCUUGUUGAGCAGUGGAAACCUUCUUCGCACGAAGAUGAAGAUGGCUAUGGCAUUGACCUCCACAUGAGUCUUCCACAGGCCCUUCAAAGAUGGCAAGCCGAUGAAGGUACUUCCGCAAUGUUUAAUGAUCUGUCGUACAGUCACACCCAGUCAAGCAUUCCUUCAAAGCCAACAGGAUUCGCAGACACGUUUGAUUCAAUGGACUGCAGAUGAUAGAAAAACGUAGAUUAAAAAGACGACAGCAGUGCAAGCAACCGUGUGGAGGAAAAAGAGACAGAGAAGGCAAGUUCUCGUUUUUUUGUUUUUUUUUAACAUGUAUCAUGUAUGUACACUUUUGUUUCCUUUUUUCAUUGUUUAUGUUUGGAUUCUUUGGAGCUGACAAGGAUACUUUGGUGAUGAAGUUGAGAUGAAGAACAUGGGGGGAGGGUUGUGAUGGUUGGGGAUAAAAAUUAUGGAGGGGAAAUGAACCAAGAAAGGACAAAGAAUUAAAGAUUUAAUUGUAUCAAAUUCUUUUAUUUAUUGUCAUUAAAGGUUACAUUUAUUUUCUGUCACUCCA
Messenger RNA from Camellia sinensis, 3221 nucleotides. RefSeq names its product receptor-like kinase TMK4. Gene Ontology annotation, molecular function: protein kinase activity; ATP binding; protein binding. The record is from RefSeq and is a predicted model, not a curated record. NCBI's taxonomy places the organism in Eukaryota, Viridiplantae, Streptophyta, Magnoliopsida, Ericales, Theaceae. Gene Ontology annotation, biological process: protein phosphorylation.